Vittaforma corneae ATCC 50505 is the source of this 2706-nucleotide messenger RNA. RefSeq lists its product as uncharacterized. NCBI's taxonomy places the organism in Eukaryota, Fungi, Microsporidia, Nosematidae. Gene Ontology annotation, cellular component: 6-phosphofructokinase complex. Bases 1 to 2706 code for a protein of 901 amino acids. Gene Ontology annotation, molecular function: AMP binding; identical protein binding; 6-phosphofructokinase activity. Gene Ontology annotation, biological process: fructose 1,6-bisphosphate metabolic process; fructose 6-phosphate metabolic process; canonical glycolysis. The transcript has a single exon. The record is from RefSeq and is a predicted model, not a curated record.
AUGAGGGGGUAUAUAGAUGAGUUGGUAAUUGAAGAUGAUAAAGUGUCACAGGACACUGUGAGUUUAUACGAGUCCCUUGGCCUCUUUGCUACACUAAACAAUACCUCAAUAAAGCUAUGCAGCACCCGAGACACGUAUAUAAAGUCAUUCGAUGGGAAUUUGAGGUUAUGCAUUGGUAGAAAGCACUACGAUGAAAUCAUGAAUCAAAAGCUUAUAGAAAAAAGAAAGGAGCAAGAUCAGACGGUAAUCUACGAUAACAUUGGAACGGAGAUUAUAUUAGAGGCAAAAAAGUCCUAUUCCGAUAUCCGAUUAGGUGUUUUAACAAGUGGGGGCGAUUCACCAGGAAUGAAUUCUGCAGUCCGAAGUAUAGUGCGAUACUCCUUAAAAAAUAAUAUCAAAGUUUUUGGAAUAUAUCGAGGCUUUGAGGGAUUAAUCAGAGGUGAUAUUAGAGAGCUAGGUUGGGACAAUGAAACUCAUAGUAGUGGCCAAAGUGGAACAUAUUUACUUUCUGCUAGAUCCGAGAAGUUUAAAACACGUAAAGGUCGAAAAGAAGCUGCAUUUAAUCUUUUAGUCAGGAAUAUUAAUGCAUUAGUGGUUAUAGGCGGAGAGGGUAGUAUGGAGGGUGCACUUAUUCUGAAAGAAGAAUUCAAAGAAUUGUGUGAGGAGAUUAUAGCAGAGGGAUGGUUAAAUUCUUCAAAGAUAGAGACGAUAAAGAACGAAAGAACAUGGAUAAAAGACUCACCACAUAGUACAACACCAGUGGACAGUAUAUCACAAUCAGAUAAGCUAACUACUAAAAGUCUCAGCACAGAGAAAGUGGAGGAUGUCAUUGUUGACUAUUUAGGACCCGAAGCUUCGGAUGAAUUUAAUUUCAGCGUUAAAAAGCCAUAUGAUAUUCAGAUAGUAGGCAUACCAGGCACUAUUGACAAUGACAUUAUUGGUACAGACUUUACUCUUGGCAGCAACACUGCAAUAACUAGGGUGGCGGAGGUUGUUGAGAAACUAACAUCAACAAUGAGGUCACAUAAGAGGGUAUUUGUGUUGGAAUGUAUGGGUAGAAAUUGUGGAUGGAUAACGCUAAUGGCAGGGUUUGCAAUAGGAGCGGAAUAUAUCUUUAUCCCUGAAGCACCCCCUAAAGACUGGAGAUGUGAAAUGAUAAAAUCGUUGAAAACAGCUUAUUUUAAUCACAAGAUGAAUAUUUUUGUUUUUGUGUCAGAAGGCGCAAUAGAUUCAGAAGGUAAUAGAAUAACAACAUCCGAAAUUAAACAGGAGAUCCGAAAUGCAGGCAUGGAAGUGCGUAGUUUAGUUCUUGGCCAUGUCCAGAGGGGUGGGAUGACUGCUGCACAGGAUAGGUUUUUGGGAACAGUGUUUGGAUUGAAGAUUGUUGAAUAUAUAAUGGGUGGGUCAAAUAUUCCCGUGAUGGCUGCCAAUGUCAGCGAUGAAUUUAUUUUUGUAGAUUUAUAUGAAGUUGUGAGAAAGUCCAAAAUGGUGAGAAAAUAUUUUAUCAAAAAGCGAUAUGAUGAGGUAUUGAAAAUGAGAAAUGAGUAUUUUCAGCAAAUUUAUUGGAUACAUGAACGAUAUCGACACAGCCUGAGCCAGAAGUUUUUCAAAGAACACUUGUAUCCCAGAGAAUAUUCAAUAGGCUAUCUGCAUGCUCACAACGAAAAGAAACUUGACAGUUCCAGCUUGAUCUCAGAAAAGGUAGAGAAGCUAUUUAUGAUAAAAAAAAGAUUAAGGAUUGGUGUUCUAAUGGAAGGACCUAGCUCAGGAGGGAUGAACACUGUGCUAAAUAGUUUAGUGCAAUUUGGACUAUGCAAAGACGUGGAAAUUUUUUAUUUUUUUAACGGUUAUAAUGGCAUGAUAAAUGUUAAUGUUAGAAAAGCCGAUCUCUUUGAAUUUUCCCUAGUUGAUAACCAGGGUGGAAUCAUUAUUGGAACAUCAGACACAAAAAACGUAGACAUCAAUACUAUUGAAAGAAGAAUAGAAGAACUUCAGAUAGACUAUCUAAUAGUAGUUGGUGGAACAGUAAAUCUAAAGCUGGCACGUACAAAUACUAAAAUAAUCAUUAUACCUUGUACCAUAUCAAAUAAUUUUCCCGGUUCAGAUAUGAGUAUUGGAAGCGAUACAGCGUUAAACGCAAUUUUAAUAGCUUCUGAGGCUUGUCGCCUGACAGCCAUGUCGAUAAAAAAGACUGUCUAUGUAAUUGAAAUUGCUGGCGGAAAAUGUGGAUAUUUAACAGUUAUUGGUGGAAUUUCUUGCUCUGUCUUUGAUGUAAUCAGUCCAAAAGUCAAUAAGCUUGAAGAUCUAAUUUUGACCAAAAAAAAAAUCAAAACCGCUUUAGAAAAGCAAGGAAGCAAUUCUGUGAUGAUUUUCAGGAAUGAAAGCACAUUCGAUUAUAUGACUACUGAAAGUCUCUGCAAGAUACUGUGUUCGGAUGAAAGUAUUGCAUAUAACUACAGUGUGUUAGGCCACUUAGAAAGAGGUAUAUUGCCAUCGGUAUUGGAUCGUAUUCAUGCACGAUUGUCAGCGUAUAAAGCCAUAGAAGUAUGUUUAAACCAGGUUACCAGCGGUGUGAUUGGAAUAUGCAAUGGAAAGGCGAUUUUCAGCUCAGUUGAGAGUGUUUUGAAAAAUUAUGAUGAGAUGAAUGAUACUACAAAAAAUCCCAAAUGGCAAAAAUAUUCAACAAUAUGCUCACUAAUGGAAUAA